AGUCUCCGGCUCCCCCCCCUCUCCACGUCCUCUCCCCCGUCCCGAGCAGCGACAUAUCGUCUCCCUGUGAGCAGCUCAUGGUUCGGACUCGCUCGGUGGCGGUGAACACGGCAGACGCGGCGCAGGCCACGGAGCCGGACUGCCUGGGACCCUGUGAGCCAGGCACCAGCGUCAACCUGGAGGGCAUCGUGUGGCAGGAGACGGAGGACGGCAUGCUGGUGGUUAACGUCACCUGGAGGAACAAGACGUACGUUGGAACGCUGCUGGACUGCACGAGACAUGACUGGGCCCCUCCAAGGUUCUGCGAGUCUCCGACCAGCGACGUGGAGAUGCGGAGCGGCCGCGGUCGGGGGAAGCGGAUGCGUCCCAGCAGCAACACGCCGCUGAACGACAACAGCAACUCCUCCGACAACAGAGGCAGCGGCAGCAGCAAGACGCGCGGCGCCGCCGCCAACAGCAAAGGCCGGAGAGGCAGCCAGACGGCCGGCGGCCCCGAGGACGCCAAGGCCAGCCCGUCCUCCGCCAAGAGGAAGACCAAACCGGCCUCGGACAUGGAGCCCACCUCCAGCUCGGAGGACACCAAGGCGUCCAAGCGCAUGAGGACCAACUCAACCGGCGCCGCGCUCCCCCUCGCCGGAGGGAAGGCCGAAGCCCCGCCCCCAUCACAACUGGACCGCACCUGCCCGUCCCCCGUGCUCAUCGACUGCCCGCACCCCAACUGCAACAAGAAGUACAAGCACAUCAACGGGCUCAAGUACCACCAGGCUCGCGCCCACAACGAGCACGACGUCCGAUUGGACCAGGACGGAGACAGCGAAUACGGGGACGACCCCGCCCUCCACCCGGACCUCGCCUCAUGUAACGGCGCCGCCAUCUCUCCCGCGCGCUCCACCACGCCCAAAGGACGUAGCUUCGACGCCCCGUCGCCGUCGCCGGGGAGGCUGGCGUCGAAGGGGAAGAAGAAGGCGGGCGAGGGCGAGCCGGACGCGCCGGACGGCGGCGAGGAGGCGGCGUGUCUGACGGACGACGCCAGCAAUGACGGUACGGAGGACAGGAAGGCGAAGAAAAUGACGCCCGGCUGCAAAACCGAUAAACUGACACAGAAAGGCGUGAAGCCGCCGGGCCGCCCCGCUGCGCCCAACGCCCCCUCGCCCUACGCCCUGCAGGCGUCCUCCCCCGCUCUGGGCUCGGUGGUUCAACCCGUCCCCAAGAGCCCCCAGCUGAAAACCCCCCCGCCCAAAGCUCCCCCGCUCGCGGACCCCGCCACCAGCCCCAAGGACAAGAAGAAGAAGGACAAGAAGAAGCGGGAGGGAGGGAAGGAGGGCGACAGUCCGAAGGGGAAGGGCGCCAGGCCGGAGGAGGGGAAGAGCCCGUACUCGGAGUCCCUGGACGCGUUGCUCAACGGCUCCUCGGACACACAGCAGAGCCGCCUGGCGAGCAUCAAGGCCGAGGCCGACAAGGUGUACAGCUUCUCGGACAACGCGCCCAGCCCCUCCAUCGGCGUGGCGAGCCGGUUGGAGGCCGGCCUCGGGCCGCACCUCAACCAGAACGGAGCCGACACCGCGUCCGUCAAAACCGGCAGUCCCGCCUACUCCGACAUCUCCGACGCCGGGGAGGACGGCGAGGGAAAGGUGGAGGGGGUGAGGGUGAAAACGGAGCCGGACCAGGGGCCUCGUGAAGGCGCCAAGAAGGCGCUGUUCCCCCCCCAGGCGCCCAGUAAAGAGUACUACCCCAACUACGACUCCUACUACUCCCCAAACUACCCCAACCCGAGCCCGGGCGCCGCGCCCACGGCACCGCCCCUCGUGGAGGGCGCUCAGGUGAAGGUGAAGAAGGAGGAGGAGCCGGAGGUGGGCGAGGACCUCAAGGUGAAGGUUGAGCCCCCGGAGGAGAGGAAGGUGGAGCCGGGGCCUCAGCAGCCGUCCGUGAUCCAGCAGCGCUCCAACAUGUACGCCCAGCCGCUGUACUACAACCAGUACUACGUCCCGUCGUACUCGUACUCCCCCGACCAGGCCUACCACGCCCACCUGCUGGCCUCCAACCCCGCCUACCGCCAGCAGUACGAGGACCGCCAGCGCCUCGCCGACAAGAAGGCCGAGGCCAAGGAGCGGGAGGCGUCUGGGAAGGACGAGUGGAAGCAUAAAGUCUCGGUGCCCCCCACCCUCUCCAGGGCGCCCAGCCUCACUGACCUGGUCGCUAAGGGGGGGCUGAACCAACAGGCCAAGCCCAAAGAGACGCCGCCGGCCGCGGAGCAAGCAAAGUCGGUCAUCAUGGCGAAGGGAGAGGACCAGAAGGCCGCCACCGCUGCCCAGGCCGAGGGCCUGAAGAUGAAGCUGAGUGAAGCAGGGCAUCAUGGGAAAGAGGAGGCUAAGCCAGGGGGGGAGCCAGGCAGACCGGCGGGCGUAGAGCCCACCAUGUGGUACAGACAGGAGCCGGACUCGCGCUUGUGGCCCUACGUCUACCCCAACAAGUACUCUGAAGCCCCGAAACCGCAGGAGGAGGACCGGUGGAAGGAGGAGCGGGAGAGGGAGCGCGACAGGAAGGGGAAGGAGGAGCGGUCGCGGCCGAAGGACGGCGGCCAGAAGGAGGAGGUGAAGGAGGGGGCGGAGGGCAGGAAUCAGCUUCCACCAGAGGAGCACCGGGGGGGAGGCAAGGAGCUGCGUCCCCCCCCCCACAUGCAGUUCUCCUCCCCUCUGGCGCAGCACCAGGGCUACAUGCCCUUCAUGCACGGGCCCUACGCCUACGGCCACGCCUACGAGCCGAGCCACCCCGGCUACAGGGGCAUGCCCUCCGUCAUGAUGCAGAACUACCCCGGCUCGUACCUGCCGGCCAGCUACACCUUCCCCUCGUACGCGGGGAAGGUGUCGGCGGGGGGGGACGAGGGGGAGAAGGCCUCCAGGUCCAGUCCCACGGUGAAGCAGCCCGGCGAGGCCAAAGCUCUGGAGCUGCUGCAGCAGCACGCCAGCCAGUACAAGAGCAAGUCCCCAUCGGUCCAGGACAACAAGACGCCCCACGACAGGGACAGGGAGCGGGGGGGAGACCGGGGGGGGGAGGGCGACCGGCCGCGGUCCUCGCCGUCCCAACGCAUGCUGCCUUCACAUCAUCACCUGGGGUACCCGCUGCUGUCGGGACAGUACGACCUGGCCUACGCCUCCGGUGAGACUCGCACACCGCAACACUGACACCUUUACGCAGCA
This is a messenger RNA of Etheostoma cragini (Arkansas darter), 3197 nucleotides long. RefSeq names its product zinc finger protein 609-like. The record is from RefSeq and is a predicted model, not a curated record. Gene Ontology annotation, biological process: regulation of transcription by RNA polymerase II. Bases 78 to 3182 code for a protein of 1034 amino acids. NCBI's taxonomy places the organism in Eukaryota, Metazoa, Chordata, Actinopteri, Perciformes, Percidae. The transcript has 5 exons. Gene Ontology annotation, cellular component: nucleus.